Venturia canescens is the source of this 2097-nucleotide messenger RNA. Its product is annotated as RING finger protein 37. Lineage: Eukaryota; Metazoa; Arthropoda; Insecta; Hymenoptera; Ichneumonidae. The transcript is spliced from 2 exons. Bases 316 to 1824 code for a protein of 502 amino acids. Gene Ontology annotation, biological process: protein polyubiquitination. Gene Ontology annotation, cellular component: nucleus. Gene Ontology annotation, molecular function: ubiquitin protein ligase binding; ubiquitin-ubiquitin ligase activity. The record is from RefSeq and is a predicted model, not a curated record.
CAGAAUCAAACAGUCGAACAUGAAACUUCAAGUAGUGAACACAUCAAAAACAAUGUAACUCUGUGUCAAAAAUUCUAAAAGAUCUAAAAAUCGUAGAAACACAUUGUGUAGGACAGUUUACAGAAUAAGCAAGGGUGUCAAAAAGUUCAUCGGAAAAUUAGAAUUGAAAUCGCAAAUGGUAUCGAAGUGGUCAAGUCAAAAGAGCUUUACAUCACAAGUCCGAAAAAAUUGUUCUCGAACAUAACCUUCGAACACUAUAAUCAAGAAUACGAAUUCAAACAAUGUUAUUAUCCAGUGAAGAGUGUUGAUAUUGCAAUGUUGAUAAACUUUUGUCGGAAAUGUAUGGAAUCGAGUGUGACUUGCAGUACCGUCAGCAACGACGGUUACGAAGUUACGAAUUUGACGUCUGAUUCUAACCAAGGAUUUUUGGCGUAUUCCUGCAUAAAGCCACCCAUCCACAUAGAUUUUUCUUUCACUUGCAAUGUUCGGAUGAACCACAUUCUCAUUUGGCCUUCUGUUGGAGCCCAGAAGUCUUCAGGUUUCGAAAUUUCUGUCAAAUCUGCCAACCAAUACAAACAAGUGUCAACGGGUUUUUUGAAGUCCGAACAUUCAGGUCUUCUGUUCUACAGACGAGAUCUUGAUUCGUGCAGCAUCAAUAUUCCUCAAAACUUCUUAUGCCGAUAUUUAAAACUUUCUUAUGAACAAAAUCUUGAAAAUGUUCAAUAUUUACGAAUUUCUAUCCUUCGAACUGAAAACUCAGUCCCAGCCAUUGGUCGUGUUGAAAUUUGGGGUGAAGUGUCUGCCUUCAAUAGCAGAGAUACAAUCCAACGUGUCUACAAUUUGUGGCAGCAUAAUAAUGUUGGAAAAUCCUUAGACCGAGUCCAACAUAACAACAAUGAGCCCAAACAUGGCUCUGAAACUUCGAGAGCAUCCGGUGAAGAGUCAUUGAACGUGCCAGAUUGUUUUUUGGAUCCGAUAACAUGUAAUAUCAUGAUCCAACCAAUCGUUCUACCAAGUGGAACGAUAAUCGAUCAAGACACGUUGGAAAAACAUGGGAAAACUGAAGCAACUUGGGGUAGACCGCUUUCUGAUCCGUUCACAGGCAUUCCAUUCAGCGAAUCACGCAAGCCUAUAAUUGCAUCAGCCCUGAAAGCGCGAAUAGACAAAUAUUUGUUGGAAAACAAACAUGCUCCAGAUGUAAAGAACUUGCCGCGAUUAUCAGGCCACAAGCAAGUUGUUAUGUCAAUGAGAAAUCGACCAUUGGAAUUGUCCAGAAUAUCUUCCAGUUCCACAGUGAAUGACACAGUACUAGAAACAGUUGAAUGUACAAAUAUUUUCCAAAAAUCCUUAAAACCUCCAACCCCGGUUCCCUCGUCGAAAAUUCGUCUUGAAACUCGAGUUCACAGAUUGCCCAUAAUUCCAAUGUGUUCCAAACGAACAACAGCCAAAAGUGAUUUGAAAAAAAUUAUCAUAAAAACUUUUGGUAUCUCCGCUUUUAAAAAAGAAAUAAAAAUCAUGCCAGAGCAAGAGAGUAAUGUUCAAGAUGGAAGUUUAGAUCAUACUGUAAAUAGCGUUUUGUCAAAUCUUCAACGUUUUAAUGGGGACAAACAAGUAAAAAAAAGUAGUUGUGUGGAAAACUGUAAAUGUGUAAGUAACAUUUUUUACAAAUUGCCAUGUGAUCAUGUCUUGUGUCGAGACAUUUUAAUGACUGUAAAAGAUUCUCGGUGUUUAAAAUGUAAAUUGGUAUAUGAUACUAGAGAUUUAGAAAGAAUUCAUGGAGAAUUGACAAUAAGAGAGAAAAGCUGCGUUCAAACUGUCUGCUAAAGAUAAAACGAGACGAACUUUAAAUAUUUGUCAAAAAUAGUAUUGAAAUUUGUAUUAAUAAAAUACAAUGAAAGUAUUACCUCAAUUCUGGAAAAUUUGAAAAAUAGUAUAUCAUAUAAGUUGUCUUAUCGACUUUCAACGAAGCAAUUUUCAAUACUGCAAAUAUUUAUUGUAAAUUCUAAUAGAGGAUUAUUGUCUAAGGAAAAAUGGAAGAAAAAUUGGCAUUGUUAAUUUAUUUAUAGUGAAACAAUAAAACUUUGUACAUUGAUCAAA